Messenger RNA from Oncorhynchus nerka (sockeye salmon), 6849 nucleotides. Its product is annotated as LIM and calponin homology domains-containing protein 1-like. Gene Ontology annotation, cellular component: stress fiber. Gene Ontology annotation, biological process: regulation of focal adhesion assembly; positive regulation of stress fiber assembly. Bases 429 to 3761 code for a protein of 1110 amino acids. NCBI's taxonomy places the organism in Eukaryota, Metazoa, Chordata, Actinopteri, Salmoniformes, Salmonidae. The record is from RefSeq and is a predicted model, not a curated record. The transcript is spliced from 25 exons. Gene Ontology annotation, molecular function: myosin II head/neck binding.
CGAACACACCCAAUGAUAAUUCUCUUCACUGCUCUGUGUUGCUGCUGUCGGGAAACUGGGUGUGUGAUCCGGAGUGGCUGAUGGAAUUGCUUGCUGUCUUUGCAUUGGCUGACCGCACAGCAGCACUGCUCCGUGUAUUUUUAGCCAUCGAUGCAAUUCAUAUUGCGGUGCGAGCGAGGUGACUCGGUCCAUAGUCCCAGUAGGCUACGGGAGUUACAGGGGGUAGCUGCAAGUGCAGUGCUUGGGGUUUGCGACAUAGACCGAAGGAGAGUGGGGGAGACUGGCUACACAGCAAGUCAAGUAAAGAUAAAUAAACGGCAUUAUCGGGUUUUCACGGUCAGGUGCUGAGGCUGUAGCCUGAGGAUUUCCAAUAGCCUACAUUUGUAGAUUUAUUGUUGGUCUAUUUUUAAUACUGAGCAGCUUUGCAAAUGGCAAGUCCCGCUGCAGAUAGAGGACUACCACACCAGCGACAUCCCCUCUCCGAAUCGGCCUCGGAGCCCGCGUUUCUAGAAGCGCAGAAAUGGAUUGAGGCGGUCACAGGCAGAUGCUUCAAUGACAAGGACUUCAGGGGAGGCCUGGAGAAUGGGAUCCUGCUGUGCGAGUUGCUGAGCUCCAUCAAACCUGGAUUGGUGAAAAAGAUCAACCGAUUACCCACUCCCAUCGCUGGCCUGGACAACCUGAGUGUGUUCCUGCGUGGCUGUGAGGAGCUGGGACUGAAGGGCUCUCAGCUGUUUGACCCUGGGGACCUGCAGGAUAUCUCCACACGCCCCAACGCCAACAGGGUUGCCGACUGCAGUAGGAAACUCAAGAAUGUUCUGAUUACCAUAUACUGGCUGGGCCGGGCUGCCAACAGCUGCACCUCCUACAACGGGCCCACACUGGACCUGAAGGAGUUUGAAGGCCUGCUAUCACAGAUGCGGAAGGAGGCGGAGGACACGGAGAGCCCCCAACGCAGCAUACGGGACAGCGGAUACAUCGACUGCUGGGACUCGGAGCGUAGCGACUCACUCUCCCCGCCUCGCCACGGCCGAGAGGACUCCUUCGACAGCCUGGACUCAUUCGGCUCACGCUCCAGACAGACGCCCUCGCCGGACGUAGUGGUCGCCCGCGGCAUUGGCAGUGAUGGCCGUGGCAGCGACUCCGAGUCCGACGCCGGACCCCACGGGGGCAGGAAGCUGCCAGACGUGCGCAAGGAUGACAUGCUGGCUCGGCGGACCUCGGUGAGCGAGCCCCGCGUGAUGGUGCCCUUCAAUCAGUACCUGCCCAACAAGAGCAACGCCAGUGGCUAUGUGCCCACACCGCUGCGCAGGAAAAGGGGUGACCACGAGAGCCGGGAGGAGGGCAGUGGAGGGGGUGGAGGCAGCCGCAAGAGCUGGAGUACCGCCACCUCGCCCAUAGGAGGCGAUAUACCCUUCAGAUUCAGUCACAGAGCUGCUAGUGUAUCAGAUGACCCAGAGAGUGUGAGUAUGAUUGACAUGCGUUGUGAGGAGGACGCCAUCUUGCCACACCACAGCCAGGUGCGCCACGAGCUCAUGCACAACCAGUACAACAUGAUGAAGGAGGAAGAGGACCACUGGCAGGAUGACCUAGCCCGGUGGAAGAGUCGCAGGAGAAGCGUCUCCCAGGACCUGAUUAAGAAGGAGGAAGAGAGGAAGAUGAUGGAGAAGCUGAUGACGGGUGAGGGGGGGGCCAUCUCUCAGAGGAGGAAGAGCAUCAAAACCUACCGAGAGAUUGUUGAGGAGAAGGAGCGUCGUGAGAACGACCUCCGCGAGGCUUACCGGUUGGCCCGCACCCCUGAGGAGGCAGCGUUGGUCCUCCACCGCUACGCCCAGCGCUUCACCAUCAGUGAAGCGGUGUUGGAGCGCCUGCAACUGCCCAAACUGCUGGACAGGAGCAUCUCUGAGGAUCCCACCGCUACCACCAACACACGUCUCACCCUCACCCCCACUUCCUGUUCUCCCACCCCCACCUCCCCGGAAGAAGAUACAAAUGGCUCCCUGAAGUACCUGAGGCAGCAGUCGCUCCCGGCACCCAAGUUUACCGCUACUGUUGAGGCCCAGGUGGUGGGGUUCCCCCAGGGUUUGUCUCUUCGCCCCCAGAUUCGGUCGCGCAAGCCUGAACCAAACCCCUCGAUCCGGGCCGUCUCACCCAAGUCUGUGCCUUUGCUGAUGCCCAAGCCUUACAAUCAACCCAAGGGCAUGCAGAUGCUGGUGGGACCCAGGCCAGGCAAGGUGGACGGCUUGCUGCGAGUGAACGGCGACAUGGGAAACGAUGAGGUCACCACUCCAGAGAGCGAGGGAAGGACCUCCCCUCUACGGUUCUACCCCUCCCCUGCCACACCUACAGCCUCCUCUGAUGGUUCCGACACACACCCAUGUGAGGCCACUCCCCCACCCACACACAGCCCCUCCCCCAGGGCAAGCCCAUUACCAGCCAUGCCAUCAUCUUCAGUGCCAGGAGAAAGUGAUGCCCAGAAGAAGGAUAAUGCACAGGAGUCUACACCGCCUAGCCGGCCCACCUCACUGCCCUCGGAGCUGCAGAGCACAGAGUGUCUUGUGGAGACGGGAGGCAGGUCUGCUGCAGGCCCACUGGGGGAGGAGCCCAACACAACAGAGACUGCAGUACAGCCCUCUCCAGCUACAGAGUCACAACAAGCUCCCAAAGAACAAACAGAAGUGUGUAUGAAUGCCACAUCGACUAGACAGAACACCACUAUCCUCCGUCCAGUCCUAUCAGAGCACGCCACACAACAAGCUCAACCAAUGACCGCACCGGUCAGUGAGCCCAGCCUGGAGGUGUCUCAGAGAGCAGAUGAAGUUGCUACCUUGGCUGAUCCAGGACCUGUCAGAAACAAACCACCACGUGAAGCUCCCACAACAGAGGGGGCAGAGCAGGAGCGUGGUACAGCAGCGGAGAAGUACCAGCAUGAGCAGGAGAAGCUGAAACAGGAGUGGGAGAGAGCGCAAAGAGAGGUGGAAGACGAGGAGAGGAGAUACCAUGAGGAGGAGCGAAGGAUACUAGAGGAGACUGUGGCCCCUCUGACCCCCCUCUCCUCCACCCUGCCCUCGCCCAUCCGGGGGGAUACCCCCGCGCCUAUGGACCGCCAGGACACCAUCGUCCGGUCGCUGGCCGACUGGGAACGCAAGCAGGAGCUGCUGGAGAGACAGGGGGGGAACACCGAGAGAGUGGUAUGGAAAGGACAAGAUAACGACAGGAGUAGUGACAUCAGCACAGCGUCCAGAGAUGAGAGUCUGAAAACAGCAGUCAGCUCAAUCAGCCAGAACAGCAGUCAGGCAGACAAGCUGACACAGAGUUUGCAGAAUGGUCAGAGAGCACCACCCACCAUGGCCGUUCCCCAGCCCCCCAACAAGAAACAAAAUACAGAGGUCUUACUAGACUGCACCAAACCCAGCCAGCAGGCGCCCUCUCGGGACAGGAGGUGUGGCUCCAUUGAAUCCAUGGGGCCCAGUCCAUCAAACUCACCCACCACAUGCCCAUCUGACAUGCCUCAAUCUCCAAACAGGUCGGUGAGCGGUAAGAAGCUGUGCUCCAGUUGCGGUCACCCUUUGGGAAAAGGGGCAGCCAUGAUUAUUGAGACCCUCAGCCUUUACUUCCACAUCCAGUGCUUUAAGUGUGGGGUCUGUAAGGGACAGCUGGGUGACACCACCACGGGGACAGACGUGAGGAUCCGGAACGGCCUCCUCAACUGCCACCAGUGCUACAUCCGCUCCCGCUCAGCCGGCCAGCCAACCACAUUGUGACAACGUUGGGUCAAUGGAAAGCUCACAGAGAAAUUGUCUCCCUUCUUCCUACUUCUCCAUAUAAUCAACAUGUGUGGAAUGUGUCUUGUCUGUCAAUGCCUAUGUGGGGAUUUUCGCAAUGUCUGCAAAUCACAUCCUAUCGGGUUUAUUGAAAUGGUCCAAAUAAUGCCUGACAUUGGAAAGUUGUGUGUACAUAGAAUAUUAGUCCGACUGAUCAUUGUCAGCCUAUUGAUUCUGUUGGCUCUGUAUGAUCACAGCUCAGAGGUUCUCACUUCCUCGUAUCCAUAUGCACCCACAAGCCCUCGAGAGGAUGGUGGCCAUUUUGAAUCUGAGCUCUGAUACUGUAAAUAUGGUGUAUACAGUAUAACAGCCUCCAUCACUUCAAAACAGUAUAGGAAACUCAUGAAAACAUUAAUGCAAUGAAGUCCAACCAACAAAUUUGGCACUUAGACAAAAUAUUUGUUUGUAAAGUAUACCCUUUAUUUGAAUUGAAUUAUUCUCUGGUAUCCAGGUUGUUAGAUAGGCCUUAUUAGUCUUUAGUUUGUAACUUAAGCUUCUAAUUUGGUUGCUAGAGAAGGUUGUCAUGAUUUCCAAUAAAAGUUUCAAGUAAUAGAAGUGUAUUCCAUUUUGCCAACUUGAGAUCUGUAGGAGUUUUUCUCGGUGGUCAACUAAAGGCUUAGAAAAGCCUGCUUUGUUCCUCCCGAUUUUCACUUAAACCACAAUUAACCCAAACUCUGGUUUAAAUUCUGAAAGUUAAAUUGUUUAGCUAACUAUCUUCUUUUCAGGCAGCUCCAACACUGUCUUAUCGUUUAUUUCUUCCGUAUUGCUUUAGUAGCCUACUGGAUACAAAAAAAUACUGUGCUGUCACUAGGCUAUAGGCCUACAUACAUUACAGUAACUUUGCACGUCGGCCUGACAACGUUAUCCUUUUCUCUCUUUCUUUGCUCAAAAAAAAUGUCCGCUCACAAAGUUAGAUGUACUUGAUUUCAAAGCAAUAACGCGAACUGAUGCAUGUAAACUGAUUGUGGAGGUAAACAACCGUCAUGGAUUCAUGCUACUGUACUAAACCAUUCCGUAAACUCUUAACCGGUUCUCUUUAGGAAUUUCAGGCUUGGAAUGUCAUGAAACGUGCCUUAGGUAAACAGGUGAUUGCACACUCAAGGGAAGGGAAUCCAAAGAUGUCCACUUAAAGGAAAACUCCACCCAAAAACUGUCUUUUGGUAUUUAUUUCAUUAGUCCAUUGAUGAUAUAGUCUCAACUUGAUUAUUGACAAGAAAAACAUGAUCAAGAAUAUCACUUAAAAUACAGAAAUCAGAAAUAGGCAUCAUAUAGGGAUUAUUUCUGUAUUGUGUAUGUUACAUGUCUUUUAAAACGUAUUUGCUAACAAGCAAAACAUUUUGAGACUAUAUCAACAAUAGACUAAUGAAACAAAUGCCAAAGUUUCGUUUUUGGAUGGAGUUUUCCUUUAAGUGUGAUGGGGUAGGAUGGGAGAUUUUUGUCCAAAAUGCAGGAGAAACAGCACGAGAGCUUAAAAUCACCCCACCAAUUUGUUUUGUUGAUAUUCCCAUUUAUUUUUUUACUCAUGUCAGUCUACCAAACCUUGUUUUCUCAUGAUUUCAUGAUUUGCAGUGUCUUUCCAGGUUCAAAACGGAAUCUAAAAUAUAUCUAGGAUAUAUGGUUGACAUAUUUAAUAGCAGCCUUUCCCAACAAAAAAUAGGAUGACCAUUGAUUUUUUUAUUUUAUUGUGUAUCCGAAUGUUUUGACAUUAUAAUGACUCUAUAUGGGCCUCUCUAUGCUCUGUUGACAGUGAUGACGAUUUUGGUCAGCAAUAGAAACCCAUUUUCAACAACAAAAAUAUAAAUUAAGCAUACUUGUUGCGUUGUGAAAUUAUGGCUAAAAUGUUCUUACCAGCAGGUGCACUUGAUUAACAUUUGGCUGCUAAAGACCAGUGCCAGCAGUUUGAACGCCAAUUGUGAAAUUAUAGGCUACUAUGGAGCCAUUUCAGUGCCAACAGAAAUUGUAUUUGAAUUUCAUAAUUUCGAAUUUGUAUUAGGAUUUUGAAUUUGAUUGUAAUACUUUUGAAUUUGUAAUCGUUGAAUUCAGCUUUAGCUAAUUGGGCUAACAUAGUCUUGUGACAUGUAGGAGACCUUGUUCAAACCCACUCAGUCACAAGAGCAAGAUUUAAUAGGGAGUGGAAAGGCUACCCUUAGAAGGGCUAUGGCAGGACUAUUCAACUAUAUUCUUAUGGGGGCCAAAUUGUGUUUUUUGUGACUCUCUUCUAACUCUGAUUGUUGUCAUCAUAGAAGGGAACAGAAGGCUCCAGAGAGUCUUUGCUUUCAGGAAUGGGGUCAUGAUAGCUCAUAGCCAAGACGGUUCAAAAGUUGACGCUAAAUUCAUAGGAAGAAAAUAAAUUCAACAUGUCACAUUGGCUUCAGAAACUGCAUGAAGUUUAUGUUUUUACAGAGUGAGCAUUUGAUUAUCUGUUCUCUACCUUCCUGGUUGGCAAAGUACCAGGAUGUUGUCUCAGGUUUUGAAUCUGAAUUUAAAGAACUGAAGUUGAAUAUAUGAAACUUUGAUUCACUUGAAAUGAUGGUUUGUAAACUUGAUUCACAGACAAUGAAUGCAAUACUUACCAUAAGUUACAUUUAUGAAUUCAGUGAUUCAAUUCAUGCAUUACAAAUUCAAAAUAAUGGAAUUCAAAUAAAAUGUCUGUUGGCACUGAAAUCGCUCCAUAGGUUGUUACCAGUGGUGGAUAUAAUGUAUGUCCAAAUGCUAUCUUGAAAUAAAUCCAUAGCCUACUCUGUCAGACAUAUGAUCCAUUCUCAACUUGUAGCUUACAACUUUCCCUGUUUCGUCUGAGUUUAUUUUUCUGAUAUAGUCCUACCAUAUUUUUAGGCUUCGGAUCUGAUUGUCUUUUUACUUUUACUUAGGAAAUUAAUACAUCUCAGCUGAUACUCUGCGUUCUAAGUUCUGUAUUUAUUGUAAUAUUCACCUGAACAUUACCCGAAGAAAGAUAAAUGUGAUGUUCAAAUGCAUUGGCUUUAUAGCAUACUGUAUGUUUAUAAAUCAAAUGUAACAAAUGAAUGAA